Messenger RNA from Elgaria multicarinata webbii, 1821 nucleotides. It is a transcript of the gene TMEM163, whose product is annotated as transmembrane protein 163. Gene Ontology annotation, molecular function: zinc ion binding. Lineage: Eukaryota; Metazoa; Chordata; Lepidosauria; Squamata; Anguidae. The transcript has 8 exons. The record is from RefSeq and is a predicted model, not a curated record. Bases 1 to 831 code for a protein of 276 amino acids. Gene Ontology annotation, cellular component: synaptic vesicle membrane.
AUGGAGGCAGCCGGGGACGAGCUGGGCAGCACCCCAGAACCCACCAUCGUGCAGCCUCCCGGGACCACUGCCCCGCCAGCCUACCCUGCCCGGGAGCCGCAGCAAGGGGAGCAGCUGCGCAUCGGAGAAGACGUGCAGUUCAGCGAGGAGCUGGAAGACAGAGGUUUACUAGAAAGCAGUACAAGAUUAAAGCCUCAUGAAGCUCAAAGCUACAGAAAGAAGGCACUGUGGGUUUCAUGGGCGUCCAUUGUUGUCACACUGGCUCUGGCAGUUGCUGCCUUCACUGUCUCUGUAAUGAGGUACAGCGCUUCAUCAUUUGGAUUUGCUUUUGAUGCCAUUUUGGAUGUGUUGUCAUCGGUGAUAGUUUUGUGGCGCUACAGCAACGCAGCAGCUGUACAUUCAGCACACAGAGAAUAUAUAGCCUGUGUCAUCUUGGGUGUGAUAUUUCUUCUGUCCUCUCUAUGUAUAGUGAUCAAAGCCAUCCACGAUCUUGCGACUAAGUUGCUUCCAGAAGUGGAUGACUUCCUAUAUAGUGUUUCCAUUUUAAGUGGAAUCCUUUGUACUACCUUGGCAGUGAUCAAAUUUAUGUUGGGGAAUGUGCUUACAAGCAGAGCAUUAUUAACUGAUGGUUUCAACUCUCUGGUAGGAGGAAUAAUGGGAUUCUCUAUCCUUCUAAGUGCAGAAGUUUUUAAACACAAUGCUGAUGUUUGGUACCUGGACGGAAGUAUAGGAGUUCUAAUUGGACUUACAAUAUUUACCUAUGGAGCCAAGCUACUUAUGGACAUGGUCCCCCGUGUACGGCAAACACGUCAUUAUGAAAUGUUUGAGUAAAGACAGCUCAGCUACCUGGACUGAAUAAAUUUUGCAAAAAUCGGUAACAUCCUGGCAAGUGGUGCCAAUCAUAUUUAAAAGAUUGUACAUUCUUUCACAUGGUAUAUUUUCUUUUUACAUUAUCUUUCAAGAGAAAGUCUGUCUGUAUACAUAGGCAAAUAUGUGCACUGCUUAGAUCUUGGCAAAAGCAGCAACAGUGGCCUUUUUUCUUUUUUGUGCGCUAUUAAAUUUAUGGAAGCAGAACUAGAAAUGAACAAGAGUUCACAAUUCUAAUUCAGCUACCAUGUUUUGUCUUCUGAGCAGCUGCCUGUAGAAAAGGGGCAAAUUCUAAAAGGGUAGCAACAGUAGCAUCCACAAGAGACUACUCCAUCAAAUAGAAACAAGAGAUGGCAUUUAGUUAUGUUGCAACCAACAUACCAGAAUGGCAAUACCUCAGUCGCUCUCUGGUGUCUUCUGCACAGAACACAACGGCAUAUUGUACUUAGGUUUUGGAUGCCAAGAGACAUUGCUUGAUGCAUGGAAUUAUUUUUCACCCUACAGCAAAGGGUAUUUUUCACCCUCAAUAAUCUCCACCGCCCCACCUCAAACUGCUUAGUUCUUAAAGAUUCCAAGAACCUGGCUCGAUUUCAUACGAUUUUAUAAAAUUCUCUGAAAUACAUAUAUAUCAAGCAACACAUACAGUAUAUUCUGCUGCACGGACAAAAUAAGCACAAGGAGUUAAUAUACAGGCAAAAGCCAAAAAAUAAUAAUAUGUAAGAGUGAAAUUUGAUUAUAUGUCUUUGAUUGUAUUAUGCACUUAUGUAGCAGUAUGUAUGGCUAAAUACACAGGUGUCCUGUUGUCUGGUAAAAGUGAAAGAGUGAUGGUUUCAAGCUGAUAGUCAGAUAGAACCUUUCUAGCUGUGAAGAGUUAGGCUAUUCUGUAGGUAUCAUGUUCCACCCGCCAUCGUAUGUAAUUUAACAAAUUCCAGCACUCAUAAUGUAUAAUCAAUA